Messenger RNA from Ixodes scapularis (black-legged tick), 3313 nucleotides. RefSeq lists its product as uncharacterized. The transcript is spliced from 4 exons. Bases 1496 to 3313 code for a protein of 605 amino acids. Lineage: Eukaryota; Metazoa; Arthropoda; Arachnida; Ixodida; Ixodidae. The record is from RefSeq and is a predicted model, not a curated record.
UUGGUGGACGAGGUGUCCUGGCAACCACCACUCAAUCUUGACGAUGUUCUGAAACAAUCCAUUGCCGAGUGUGAUUUACCUUGCAAUGAAGAUGUCGGCUGUAACGAAGAUGCACCCUGCAUGCAAGGUCGAAUCAAUUUUGACGAGAUCUAUUUACGUACACCAUGUCCUAGCUCGUCAAAAGAACCUGGUACAUCGAUUAUCAACAGGGUGGCUAUUAAUAACGUAUGCAAGCGAAGAUUAGCAGAAGAAUUAUUUCAAGGUAUCCAUACAGACUCUGAGUUUAAUUUUGACCCUUGAUUACUAAAGAGAGGAUGAACAAGUCUUAUAUUGAAGAUCUAAUCAAAUACGGUUUUGAUAGUAAUGACAGUAUUGACGAUUGUUUAUCACAAUCGUCAAUAUAUGAUACAUUAAUUGACGAUAGCGUCUAUAGUGAUACUUAUUGUGACAAUGCGGACGAUGAUAAUGACAAUACAUUGUAUUAUAAUCGAGUCAAGAAUGAUGAUGAUAUUAUGAUAUUAUGAUAUUACGACUGUUGGGUCAAAUGUGGAAUUAUUCACUGUGAUUUAAAAGAAGCAAAUAUACUCAUCAAUAAAGAAACAAUGGCAAUUACCAUUUUAGAUUUCGAUUUUGCAGUAGAGUGUUCAAAACGUCUUAGGAGAACAUACGCAGGAACACCACUUUAUGCGCCACCAGAAUGGUAUAUAAAUGGUAUAUAUUACCCCGAGAGUACCGUCGUAUGGACUCUAGGCGUUAUACUCUGGAAGCUAUUGUUCAGAAAAAGCCCUUUCAAGACAACGAAAGACAUUAGGAAAUUCGAAACUUUAGAAACCAUUGACCCUUUUGAAACAGAGAAACUGUUAUAUUCUUCAAAUGUUAUUUCUUUGUUAACGUCACUCAUGAGGAAAAAAAUAAACGAAAGGCCCGGUAUAGACGUACUUCACAAGUUAGCGCUAAGUCUUUGACAAGAACAAUUGUACGUUUUGAAAUAAAGUGUUUCAAUAAUCAAAAAAAACACACACAAAAAAUAUCUUGUGGAGGGUAUUGCUCUUAAAAACGUAUGACAUUUAAUUAUUACAUUUUCUUUCGUAUUCCUUCACAUUUCUAUACAAUAUACAUAUAGACUUUUCUUUGCGUUAUUGUUAUUGUAAAGAAAAAAUAGAGUGUGUGGAGUGGUAUAUAAAAAAGACCCACCCCCAAAAAAGAGAGUGUGGGGGUGUGUAUAUGUUGUCUAUACGAAGUUUACGUGCUUUUUUUGUGUAUGUGUGUGUCUGUGUGCGUCUGGGUGUUGGUAGAAUGAAAGAAAGAAGAUAUUGGAUGAGAGUGUACCAUGCUCUCUGAUUGGAUGGGUACGUUAAUAAAACAAUAUUUAUCCCUUCCAAAAGCAUUUGUUUAUAUUGUGGCUGUUAUUUUUUUUUCGUAUAGUAACACGAGACGCUACGCAUAUUUGCCUAUAUAUAGGCCGUACAUGUAACUACGAAUAUCAGUCUACGAGAUGAACUUCCCUAAAAAGGAUCGUAAGCGUAAGAGUGACAGUUCGUUCGGCGCACGGACUUCUUCUUCUUCCGAGCCUAUAGCCGUACUCGUACCAUCGAAUACGUCGUUUUCAGAUUCACCGUCUAUGCAACUGCAAACUAAAAGUAAACGUCGUCGAAGAGGGAAUAGAAGUUCGUCGAUUGAUUUGAAUGAAGAAAAGGUUAAUUCAUUGUUUCUCAAGAAAAGAAGUUUGACGAGAUGUGCUAAGCAGUAUGGAAGCGUAUUGCCAAUCUUCGAAGAACUCCCAUCGGAUUGGGAUAUGCUAACUUUUAAAAUAGUGAUGCCUAACAACAUUAUAAAAGAUUUAAUUCAUUUAACAGUCUUUUAUUCGACUCAGGAUUUUAUACCAGCAAUAGAUACGUCCAUGUAUCUACCAUACAUGGAUGUUAAGUUAAUUAGAGAUCUUCAAGAAAGAUCCGUUGCUAAAAGUUUGAUGGUAGUGCUCAAGAAAACCAUCGAGAAGUUAGACUCGAAGAUAUUGUUGCCACUAAGAAAAGAUAUGGAUAGAAGCAAAUUAUUUUACUACCGCUCUGGGAAGAAUAUUUCAAUUCAACCUAAUGUUUUGCAACCCAUUAUAUUAGAGAGUAUUACAGUUAUGAAACCAGUAUGGAAUAUUGGUUUUAAUCUAUUCAAUGGAUAUACAUUACCGUAUUAUUAUCCGUACAAAUAUAUAGCCACCAAGACUCACCGACCCACUGUUGGGAACAGUGCUAUGCUCGAAUAUUUUAUGAUACCAGCAUUAACGUCGCAGGAGGUCCGAAACAACAUCAAGGAAUUCUUACACGAAACUCCAUCUGAUCAACAGGACGUUAUGGUGAAUCAAAUCGUAGAAAGCAUCAAGACGGUUUGUACCCUUCCCAUGUUUACAACCGACGACGAUUUAUGGAACGUGUUUUCAAAAUUCGUCAUCAGUCAGAAAAACGAUUUGGAUUCCAUGAGCAGCAUUGUCGAAAGUAUGUGUGCAUAUCCAGCCAUUUGGGAACAACCACACGUGUACGCAAGCGGUGUGCGGAGUGUGAAUGCGCAAGUUCCUUGGGACUUUCUGAAGGAAUUUUUGACUAAUAUUUUUUUUUCGUGUAAAAAUGAGGGUAAUCAACUGGACACUUCUUUACUCGAAGCUUCUUUUUUCUUUUACGUCAUUUAUAGUGUAAUUCGAUACAGUGAUCCCAUGGAUUGUACCUUUAUUAUCGAAUGCACAAAUGUACAAGUAUUGGCAGAAUUCUAUUUGAGGAUGCGACCUAUACUAAAUCCCUUUAACAUGAAGCUGAAUACUCCAGCUUCCUUAUUUAUGGUGAGGCAUAACAUAAAGUCUAUCGUCGAUGCAAACUUUGGCACUGUCAAUGAGAACAUGAAACAUGCACAAGAAGGCAAACGCACUGCUGUGGGGUUCGCUCACGUUGCAAGGCAUACUAUUACAAAUCCAAAAACCUCUAAUAGAGGAAAUAAAAAAAGUUUCAUAUUUCAUCUUACGAAUUUUUGGGAAUCUGGUCAAGACGAAGCCUUUGCCAAUAGGUUCUUGCACCCACAAAUCUUCAUUGAUAUAAUGAGUACUCUUAUGAGUAUUUAUACUAAUACAAACGUUGAAGACAUUACGGACACUCGUCUACAUAUGUGGUCUAAACAAUGUCUUAGUGAAGUACUUAAUUCAAUCCGUAUAUUCACGAGAAUAAUGCCAUCAAGCAACAAUUGUGUCGCCGCUGCUGCUGCUGCUGCUGCUGCUGUUAAAAGCAAUGAGAAGGAAACACCUCAAACUUCUGCUGCAAUACAAGUGAUGUGA